UUGCCAGCGGGCACGUUGGGAUUUCUUCAAAACAUUUGUUGUUUUUUUUUUCCUGCUGACUUCUAACUUUGUGAGUGACUGAUGAUUGCUUCCCCAUAAUGCCUCUGUCCACGCAAUCUCAAAGUCAAGAUGAACAGUAUGUUCUGGUAGCCAACUUGGAUAACGCUCGCAAUCUCUCCAAUAUCCUGAAAGCCAUCACCUGCAAGGACCACGCCGUCUUCACAGCAACAGCAAACGGCCUGAAGGUCACAGUGGAGGACUGCAAAUGCAUGCAAGCCAAUGCCUUCAUUCAGGCAGAUAUCUUUCAAGAGUUCACAUUAAAAGAAGAUAUGGUUAUUUUUCAAGUUAAUCUUACUGUUCUGCUCGACUGCCUGAAUAUCUUUGGAGGAAGCACAGCGGCAGGAGCAUCAACGGCUCUGCGAAUGUGCUACAUGGGGUAUGGUCAUCCUCUGACAUUGUUCCUGGAGGAGGGUGGUGUAGUGACCGUCUGCAAAAUUAACACACAAGAACCAGAAGAGCCAAUUGAUUUUGAGUUCUCCAGCUCCAAUGUCACAAACAAGGUCAUUCUUCAGUCAGAGAGUCUAAAGGAAGCCUUUUCUGAACUGGACAUGACCAGCGAGGUGCUGCAGAUCACCAUGUCCCCCAGCCAGCCGUACUUCAGGUUGUCCACAUUUGGAAACUCUGGAAAUGCUCAUUAUGAUUACUCCAAGGAUUCAGAUAUGAUGGAGCUUUUUCAAUGCAGCACGACACAAACCAACAGAUACAAGAUGUCCUUACUAAAGCCGUCCACCAAAGCCUUGGCUAUAUCCUGUAAAGUCUCAGUGAGGACAGACAGCAGGGGCCUUCUUUCUUUGCAGUACCUGGUCAGGAAUGACGAUGGUCAGAUCUGCUUUGUGGAAUAUUUCUGUUGUCCAGAUGAAGAGGUAGAGGAGGAGUAACAGCUGAUUUGUUAAAUUGAGUAACAAUGUUUAUAUUUUAGCACAAUUAACUUGUUCAUAUUUAUUUUUUGACACAUGUAAGAUCAUUGCCCACCCAGUCCUGUCAUGUAUCUGUAUGUAGUUUUGCCAAAGUCAAACUCAAAAGUUCUGGGUUGAGUAAAUUCCAUUUAUGUUUAAUGUGUUAAUAUGGAAAUAUUUAUGCAGGGAUUCACAAGUAUCUGUUCAUGAUGAUUCUUUGUACAGCAAAUAUUUGACUCAUCUGACACAAAAUGGACCCCAGGUGAAAUUAGUACACUGAGGAAAAACAUACUUUUUUGCAGUACACAUUCAAAGUACACCGGAAAAUUAUAUAUUUUUUAAUACAAAACAAUUUAUAUCAAGCUUGGUUUAUAUAACAGCAUGUAUUUUUUAUUAAAAAGGACUGUAAAUACUUAA
Xiphophorus maculatus (southern platyfish) is the source of this 1373-nucleotide messenger RNA. It is a transcript of the gene rad1, whose product is annotated as RAD1 checkpoint DNA exonuclease. Gene Ontology annotation, biological process: DNA damage checkpoint signaling; DNA repair. Bases 99 to 938 code for a protein of 279 amino acids. The transcript has 7 exons. Gene Ontology annotation, molecular function: 3'-5' exonuclease activity. Gene Ontology annotation, cellular component: nucleus; checkpoint clamp complex. NCBI's taxonomy places the organism in Eukaryota, Metazoa, Chordata, Actinopteri, Cyprinodontiformes, Poeciliidae. The record is from RefSeq and is a predicted model, not a curated record.